Neofelis nebulosa (Clouded leopard) is the source of this 1369-nucleotide messenger RNA. RefSeq names its product phenazine biosynthesis like protein domain containing (gene PBLD). The coding region runs from base 61 to 927 and encodes 288 amino acids. Gene Ontology annotation, molecular function: isomerase activity. Lineage: Eukaryota; Metazoa; Chordata; Mammalia; Carnivora; Felidae. Gene Ontology annotation, cellular component: cytoplasm. The transcript has 9 exons. The record is from RefSeq and is a predicted model, not a curated record. Gene Ontology annotation, biological process: biosynthetic process.
CUGAUUUUUUGCAACAACAAGAAAUAAAGCAGGCUACUGGCAAUUUGGAGAGCAAGGGAAAUGAAGCUCCCUAUUUUCACAGUAGAUGCAUUUACAGCAAAAGCAUUUCACGGGAAUCCUGCUGCUGUUUGUCUUCUGGAAAAUAAAUUGGAUGAAGACAUGCAUCAAAAAAUUGCAAGAGAAAUGAACCUCUCUGAAACUGCUUUUAUCCGAAAACUGCACCCAACUGAUAACUUUACGCAAAGUUCCUGCUUUGGAUUAAGGUGGUUUACGCCGGCGACUGAGGUUCCUCUCUGUGGCCAUGCUACCCUGGCUUCCGCAGCUGUGCUGUUUUACAAAAUAAAAAAUGUGAAUAGCACUCUAACCUUUGUCACUCUGAGUGGGGAACUAACGGCCAGAAGAGCACAGGAUGGUAUCAUCCUGGAUCUGCCUCUUUAUCCAACUCACCCCCAGGACUUCCAUGAAGUGGACGACUUGAUAAAGACUGCCAUAGGUGAUACACUGGUCCAGGACAUCCGCUAUUCUCCAGAUACCCGAAAGCUCCUUGUCCGGCUCAGUGAUACUUACAAGAGGUCAUUUUUGGAGAACCUGAAGGUGAACACACAGAAUCUUCUGCAAGUGGAAAACACAGGAAAGGUGAAAGGACUCAUUCUCACCCUUAAAGGAGAGCCUGGAGGGCAGAGCCAAGCAUUUGACUUUUACUCCAGAUAUUUUGCACCAUGGGUUGGUGUGGCUGAAGACCCUGUAACAGGGUCUGCCCAUGCCGUUCUCAGCAGCUACUGGUCUCAGCAACUGGGGAAGAAAGACAUGCAUGCCUUUCAGUGUUCCUGCCGAGGAGGAGAACUGGAGAUUUCACUGCGUCCUGAUGGACGAGUUGACAUUAGAGGUGGCACUGCUAUUGUUUUAGAGGGCACUCUGACAGCCUAGAGGUGGUUGUGGUUCCAUGCUGCUAUUUUGAAUGACUAAGUAUUUUCUGUGUAAAAAGAAAUGUGAGAGGAUGCUUUUACCAAAUUCACGCAGAAAUUAAUCCUCAUGUUAGAAAUAGAAAAAUGAAGACAUUUUAAUGGAAAUUUAAUAAUGCUUCCUGACUAAUUAACUAAUGGAGUUUCGGCUCUACCCAUAUUUGAAGUGUAAGUAACCAGUAAUGAAGACUAAUGUCGUCACCUUUGAUUAAGACUACCAAUCACAGAAUGAGGAACAAAUUUAUGAGGAGUAAGAUCAAACCAUUUAAACUUAGGUGUGAGUAUCUGAUAGAAUACUUUGCAGACAUUAAAAAGACCUAAUAACUAUGUGGAAAUAUAGAAAAAUAUCUCAUGAUAUAGUGCUAAGAAAGGAAAUUACAGCGGACUAUAAAAUGUUAGCAAUGUUA